GGUAACUUUACUAGGUCAGUUCUCUCCCGAUGUCUGGAGCAGUCAUGGCGUUAAACACGGUCGGUGCGUGCGUGGUUCUCUUCGCGACGCUUUCAGUGACCACAGCGAAGUCUGAGGGAGUACUGACUCUCUUCAAGACCAACACAGAGGAGGUUCAACACGUCCCCAUGAAGUAUGACUCCAAAAACACCGUCCCGAAAUGGCUGGAAGGAACACUGGUUCGGAAUGCCCCUGCUCUGUUCGAACUGGGCGGCCGCUCGGCUAUCCACGUAUUUGACGGUUUUGCGAAGCUCCACAGCGUGGAGAUAGGGCCGCACCUGGUCAACUUCUCCGCCGCCUUUCUGGACACCAGCGCCUACACAAGAUCUAAGAAAGCCAACCGUUACGCACCCGCCCUCACGUUCUUCGGAGUCGACCCCCCGUUCAGCGAGUUGGAGAGACUUGACGCCUUCAGGUAUCCUUACGACAACACCGACGUCAACGUCUGGAAGUACGGGCACGGGGAGGACAGCGUCUACGCCGCCUUAACUGACGGCUGGGUGUACGUUAAGUUUGACUCGGAGACGUUAGCGUCUCUGGGGGUAUCUGUUCCUAGUGUAACCGGGGUGAAGAAGUCUGUUGCAACUCAGUCCUGUGCCCACCCUAUACUCGAACCCGGUACAACUAACAACAUUAACUACAUACAGGUCCCGAACAUGAUACCAGGACAGAAACAGGAUUACUAUGUGGUAAGGAUCAAGGAUCUGGACACGUACGAAAUCUUAGCUACCUUUCAGACGGAUAGAGCAUCAUACAUGCACAGCUUUGCCCUGACUGAGAACUACGCCAUAUUUUUUGCCCAGCCUGCCUAUUUCGACUUUAUAAAGAUAGUGGAGACAGCUAUGGUGUCGAUAGACUGGGUCCCUGAAGACAAGACGACCAUUAUUCUGGCUAACAUUAAAACAGGGGAGAUACAACGGUUGCAAACAGACGCCAUUUUCUUUACGCAUCAUGUCAACGCGUACGAAACGGCAAACGGUACGAUUGUUGCCGAUAUUGUUCAGUUUGAGGAAGGUUUUGCAGUUUUUGCCGACUAUAAGCUCCCUCAGUUACGUAACCUAACCAGUCUACAUGACAAACCGGCUAAGUCCAGGCUCUACCGUUACACCAUUGACCUAGCCAAUAAGACCGUACAGACCAAAACCUUCCGAAGCAAAUCCCCUAUGGAAGAUUUUCUACACAAGAUCGAAGUUCCGAUCAUCAACGAAAACUACCGAACCAAACAUUACUGUUACGUGUACGGUGUUAUUAUCGAUUUUUCUCCCUCAAACCCACUCAAUGGUUCUUUCGCUAUGGUGAAAAAGGACCUGUGCACCCCUGGUAACGAUCUGUAUUGGUACCACCCGAACCAUUACGUCAGCGAGCCGAGUUUUGUCGCCGAUCCCGACGGGAAAGCCGAAGAUGACGGCGUCCUUCUUUCGGCUGUUUUCGACGCCGAACUGGGCAAAAGCUAUCUUCUCAUUCUCGAUUGUAAAACAAUGAAGGCCAUUAACACUGCGUACAUGCCUACCUACAUCCCGUUUGGUUUCCACGGGAGGUUCUUUGGUAAGGAUUGGCCAGUGUAA
Branchiostoma floridae (Florida lancelet) is the source of this 1604-nucleotide messenger RNA. Its product is annotated as beta,beta-carotene 15,15'-dioxygenase-like. The transcript is spliced from 3 exons. Gene Ontology annotation, molecular function: carotenoid dioxygenase activity; beta-carotene 15,15'-dioxygenase activity. The record is from RefSeq and is a predicted model, not a curated record. Gene Ontology annotation, biological process: retinal metabolic process; carotene catabolic process. NCBI's taxonomy places the organism in Eukaryota, Metazoa, Chordata, Leptocardii, Amphioxiformes, Branchiostomatidae. Bases 30 to 1604 code for a protein of 524 amino acids.